This is a messenger RNA of Polyodon spathula (Mississippi paddlefish), 1481 nucleotides long. Its product is annotated as putative selection and upkeep of intraepithelial T-cells protein 1 homolog. Gene Ontology annotation, molecular function: protein binding. The coding region runs from base 125 to 1450 and encodes 441 amino acids. The transcript is spliced from 12 exons. NCBI's taxonomy places the organism in Eukaryota, Metazoa, Chordata, Actinopteri, Acipenseriformes, Polyodontidae. The record is from RefSeq and is a predicted model, not a curated record.
UGACAUUUUUGGGUUGAUUCAGGAGGGUGUAAUACACACUUUGCACAUUACCAUUAACUAAACGACAGUCCGAGCGCUACGUUUCGGGUUGGCUUGGCUUGGCUUGGAAACAGGUCCUCUCACAAUGAAGCUGUGGAUGCUCCUUCUGUGUUUCCCUGUCUUGCACAGCGCAGCAGGGGUCACCUAUUUGACGACGUCAGACUCUCCAGUGAAGGGCACGCUCUCUGGAGAGGUCUCUCUCCCCUGCUCCCUCUUCCCCAUCUCCGACGCAACGGCCAUGGCUAUUACCUGGUUUCAAAGACGCAGUCCUGAGGACUUGCUGGUCUACUCGUACCAAUCGGGGCUAGGAUCCACGUUCAAGAACGGACGCGCUGACAUUGACCUAAGCAAGCUGACCAGUGGUGACCUUACCCUGACUCUACUCAACCUCACUUUGGCUGAUGAGGGGACCUACUUGUGCCAGACCACAGACAGCAAUGGGAAAAAACUGGAGAACAGCGUGGAGCUGAAAGUAGGGAAUAUAGGUGAACGCCCUUCUAUCUUCCUCUCCUCCCUCCCCUCCGCUCUCUCGAUCUCUCUCUCCUGUCAGUCCCAUGGAUGGGCUCCCGCCCCUCAGGUCUCGUGGAUUCAGGACGAUGGCAGCUCGCUGGGAUGGGGGGAGUCGGAGUCAAUGCAAUUAGAACAGGACAAGCUGACAAUGGUGAAAAACAAGGUGACCAUCAACGCAAAAGACGAGCAGAAAGUGACCUGCAGACUGAGGAACACACUGCUGGAUAAAGAGGUGUACGAGACUGUGAUCAUUACAGGUGAUUUCCCUCCCAGUGUCUCUCCCUGGCUCAUUGUCUUCAUCGUUCUGUUGCUGAUUCUCGCUGUGAUCAUCUUGGUUGUGUUCAAGCAGUACCGCAAGAAGAGAGAUGCCAUCCGAGUGAAGGAACGCCAAGCUGCUGAAGCAGAAAAAGAGCCUCUUCUGGAGGAGCAUGAAAAGAAGAAUGCUAAAGAAGAAUAUGACAAACUGAAGAAAGAACUUUCUAAAGCAAGGGUUGUCAACAAGUCAGAAUGGGCACGAGUCACAAAGAACACAACCACAGCAGACAUGAAGAAAGGCUUCAACUCUGGCAAUCCGUACUGGGAGGUGACUGUUAAGGAGAAAGACUGGACAGUAGGUGUGAUUGAAGACGGAGUGGAUCUGAAGACUGCGCUGGGAGGGAAGGAUGGCUCAACCGCGUGUCCUGAGAAGGGUGUGUGUGCUUUGAGUAUGAAGGGCAUUUCAGAGCUCCGUGCCCUCCUCUCCUCCCCCUUCCCCAUCACCCCCUCCGAGCCCCCACACAAACUAGGCUUCCUGCUGGACUGGGAGGAGAAGCAGCUCUCUGUGUACGAUGCCGAGAAGAAACAGAGGCUCUACACCUUCAACACCGAGUUCCAAAGAAAAGCGAUACCCUUCAGUAUGUGAGGGGGAGGGAGGAAGGGUAGGAGGAGGAGGG